GGAGGGAGGCCGGCCAUUGAUUUUACGGUUGGAAAGCAAAGAGCAAGAGGGUUUUGAAUGAAUGAAAAACUAAUCGAAUCCUAGUUAUCCAGAAAGACAGAGGGUAACCGUUUCCAUACUAGGACACAGAAACCACAAUAAAAACUGGCUGAAGGGACCUUGUAGCGGAUUUUCGCCCUUUGGAUAGGGGAGCGAGCGUUUGUCCCAUACCCGGCGGCAUUGUUUUGCCGUUAAACGGAACCACAGAACAAAAGCGCAAUAUAUUUUGACUUCGCAUAACUGCGAAAUGGAAUUGAUAUAAUUUACCUGAUAUAACAUACACUUGGAUUUUCUCUAUGAAUUUUAUUAUGUGAUUAUUAAUGUAACAACAGCUUUGCGUAUCAUGUGGAGCGUUUAACUGUCUUGCGCACCCCUCUCGGUGAUGAAUGUCCGUAUUCACACACGCAGCGGGGCUCCCAGCGAAGAACAGAUGCAGAAACCGAGAAUGGGAUGCGUCUCAUGUCUUUUGUAUAGCCUGGAUGAUUUUCAGUUGAGAAAAGGAUAUCGUAUUUGAAGAGCGAUUAAGUUACAUACCCUUCGUCCCUGGAAGGUGCAGUUGGGAAGGAAACUGAAUGUGGAUAUGUGUACAUCCCAGCCGCCUGAUUUGAAUCACUGUUUGGGAUUUUCUUUGUGUCGAGAUUUUUUGGCUACAAUUCCCUUUUUACCAAUUUGGGUAGCACAUUUGAAAAUAAAGGUCUGUCCUCCCCCUCUCCUCCGGCCUCCAAGAUAGAUUCCCUCAGGAGUAAGGUUGAGCUCCUCCGCCUGCCUCUGGCCCUCUCCUCCAAGUCCAUCAGCCACCGCAAGAGUCAGCUGGGCGGAGCCGGGGAGCGCGGCACGGGGGGAGGAGGGACCCACAGGGGCAAACCCCGCCCACCGGCCUCUGACAUGGACAACGAGUCGCAGUAUUCAGGCUACUCCUAUAAGUCCUCGCACUCCCGCAGCUCCAGGAAGCACAGGGAUAGGCGGGACAGACACCGCUCCAAAAGCAGAGAUGGCAGUAGUCGUGGAGACAAGUCAGUCACCAUCCAGGCCCCCGGAGAGCCUCUACUGGACACAGAGUCCACCCGUGGAGAUGACAGGGACGAUAACUGGGGUGAGACCACCACCGUGCAGACUGGCACGUCAGAACACAGCGUCUCUAACGAGGACUUGACCCGCGUCUCCAAGGAGCUCGAGGAGUCCUCCCCGUUGGAAUGCCGUCGUUUCCUGGGCCCUGCGUUGGGCGCCGUCCUGGGCCUCUUCGCCCUGGUCACUCCCCUGGCCUUCCUGGCUCUGCCGCAGCUGCUGUGGCGUGAGUCCCUGGAGCCCUGCGGCACGCCCUGCGAGGGCCUCUAUGUCUCACUGGCCUUCAAACUCCUGGUCCUCCUCAUCUCCACCUGGGCUCUGUUCCUGCGCCCGCCGGGCGCCACCCUGCCCCGCCUCUACGUCUUCCGCUGCCUGCUGCUGGCGCUCGUCUUCCUCUUCGUAGCGUCCUACUGGCUGUUCUACGGCGUGCGCGUGCUGGAGCCCCGGGAGAGGGACUACAGGGGUAUCGUGGGGUACGCGGCGUCGCUGGUGGACGCCCUGCUCUUCAUCCAGUACCUGGCCCUGGUGCUGCUGGAGGUCAGACACCUGCAGCCUGCCUUCUGCCUCAAGGUGGUGCGCACCACAGACGGGGCUAGUCGCUUCUACAACGUGGGACACCUCAGUAUCCAGAGAGCAGCAGUGUGGGUGCUGGACCAGUACUACAGUGAUUUCCCAGUCUACAACCCUGCUCUCCUCAACCUGCCCAAGUCCAUCCUCUCUAAGAAGACUUCUGGCUUCAAAGUCUACACUCUGGGAGAAGAGAACAGCACCAAUAACUCGACAGGUCAGUCCAGAGCGAUGAUCGCUGCGGCGGCCCGCAGGAGAGACAACUCCCACAACGAGUAUUACUACGAGGAGGCAGAGAUGGAGCGCAGAGUCCGCAAGCGCAAGGCCAGGCUGGUGGUGGCGGUAGAGGAGGCUUUCACGCACAUCAAGCGUCUCCAGGACGACGAGCCGGCCGCCUCUUCCCCCAAACACCCCCGUGAGGUGAUGGACCCCCGGGAGGCGGCUCAGGCCAUCUUCGCCCCCAUGGCCCGGGCCAUGCAGAAGUACCUGAGGACCACGCGCCAGCAGCCUUAUCACAGCAUGGAGAGCAUUAUCAACCACCUGCAGUUCUGUAUCACGCACAACAUGACCCCCAUGGCCUUUCUAGAGCGCUACCUCUCCCCAGGCCCUACCAUGCAGUACCAACGGGAAUGGUAGGGGCGCCAGUGGACCCUGGUGAGCGAGGAGCCGGUGACGUCCGCCCUGCGCCCGGGUCUGGUUUUCUCCCUGCGCCGACUCGACUUCUCCCUGGUCGUCACUGUGGCGCCCCUCCCAUUCCUCCACCUGGGGGAGGAGUUUAUCGACCCCAAGAGCCACAAGUUCGUCAUGAGGCUGCAGUCGGAGACCUCUGUGUAGAAAUGGAGAGAAGACAAAAUUAAAUUAAGAAAUUAAAGGAUAGAGGUGGGAGAAGAGAUGAUACGAGUGAGGAAAAGAGAAUAUGUUUCAAAUUUGCUCAAAGCCCAACUUUCAGCGUUGACCUCUGCGAGAGAGGGAGAGAAGACACAAAGGUGAAGAAAGAAAGAAGGAGAGAAUGAAGAGAGGUAGAGAGAAUAUGAGAUGGGGAAAGGAACAGAGAGAGUGACACAUUUUCAAUUUUACUCAGAGCCCAACUCUCUGGGUCCUCUCUUACUGUUUUUAACUGACCAAUCAGACAUUCCGCAAUCCAAUCAGACACUUCACCUAGACCUGAGUGUGUUGACACCAUGUAAGCUUGAUACUGUUACCAAGACUGUGCAGAGUCCUAGGGAGUUAUUACACUUACACAGACCUUAAUACAGCUCAUAGCUCUGUUUAUAACGAUGUAAUAACCACCUUAUGUGAUUUAAAGCCACCCCAAACCCUUUACGAUGAUGAUGAUGACUGUUCAACGCAACUCAAUUGCUGUGUUUUCUCAAAAUCCCCGGAUUUUGGUUAGAAAAACUCAUAGUAGACUUUCUUGGUUCUACAUUCCACAGCAUAUAUAUGCACCCUAUUCCCUAUAUAGUGCGCUACAUUUGUACCCUAUUUUCUAUGGGCCCUGGUCAAAAGUAAUGCACUAUAUAGGGAAUGGAGGGUUAUUUCAGACGCAUUCUAGAUGUAGCACUGUCUAGACAGCUAUCUCUUUUCACACAAAGCAGUGGAAAUGUAUGUGGCAUCUGCCACCAAGGGCUGGAGGAGAGACCUCUGGCCGUCCUGUUUAAUUAACUGUGUGUGUGUUACUUUGUUACAGUCAUUGGGACCAGUAUGUUUCUCAUUCCUUGGCAAUAACUGCACUAAAUUCACAACCAGCCUAUUGAAGUUGACAUUACUAUGUUACUCAGGGGCGCAACUUUCACUGGGGACGGGGGAACAUGCCCCCCCCCCACACACACACACACAUUCUGAAAUUGCAUUUUGUGCUCCCCAGUUUUAUCAUUGGAAUGUGAUACAAAACGAGGCAACGGUGUGCUUUAGAACCAUGCGGACACCUCCGAGUGGUUGGAUAGGCUGUUUGGAGUGUUUAUCAGACCAAAAAUUAACAUAAUAAUAAUAAUAAUUAGGCCCCCCCCACUUCUAAUACCUCAUUUGCGCCCCUGAUGUUACUAACCAAUAAGCUGAUGGGCUGUUAAGCAGUAUAGGCUCAACGAACAGAUACAUGUGAAUAGGAACACUUACAUGUAUGAAAAAUAACUAGAAAAGUCAAGUUUCAAGUAAAAACUGUAGUUGCAAAUCAGCUACUACAUCAACCAAUCAGGUGAUUGAAAUAUCACUGAAUAGACCAAUAAACGGACUGUUAUUUUCAUUGGACUAAAUCUGCUUACUGUGGGUUCUUCAAGAGACAGCUGACGAAUGUUUAGGUGAAACACUAACCAGCUUUUCAUUUCUUUUUAUUAAGAAAUACAAUGUUUUUGUGACGUUAAUGGAUAAUAUUAUGUUGGACUUUUUAUCUGUAUUCCUGUGUUGGUUUUAUAAUGAAGGAGGAGGAACAGAUACAAGAAAACAGAACCACUUGUCAUGAGACAUUAUUUUAGUUUUUUUGUGCCAAAUCCCACUCAAGUCCAGAUACAGGGGUGCGUCCCAAUAACAUCCAUUUUCUCCUGAAGUGUGCAAUUUUGUACUACUUCCCACAAGUCUAAAAGCAUUGGAUUGGUAUAGGCAUGGGCUAGAGGGAGUUUCCACCAUGUUUCAUAUACCAGUCAUCACAUCGGUGAAGGGACGUGAACAAGUCAAGUGACAUCUUUGAGGAAGGAGCGAUACUUGGGACACAGCCAUAGUGUACCACAUGACUACUGUUCUGAACAUGUGACUAAAACACAGAAGUACAAAAUAAUAAAAACACCGUUGUCACAGGAGGUUGGUGGCUCCUUAUUUGGGAGGACGGGCUCAUAGUAAUGACUGGAAUGGAAUAAUAUCGAACUCCUCAAACACAUGGUUUCCGUAUUUGAUACCUUUCCAUUCUCUCCAUUACAGCUGUUAUUAUGAGCCGUCCUCCCCUCAGCAGCCUCUUGUGUUGAGUGCGUGGUGUGACUAAGGUGUGACUAAGGUGUGACUAAUAUGGAAACAUUGUGCUUGAUGAUUUGUUUCGAUUCACAGGCUGAGGUGAAUAUCAGUAACAGUCCUAAUAGGUCCUGCACACACUGGUUCUUGUCCUUUUUGGCGGCUAACAGCUACAGUAGUCUGUUGUGUAUAAAUGGUUUGAUCCCUUUUCUUUACAUGUGUACGGUAUGUUUACUAGACCUUCAUUUCAUUAUGAACCCUGAUGCAUGUAGUUACAUGACGUUUUGUAAAGUUACAUUUUUUUGCUGCAUUUUCUUUUGUUUCAUUUCAUGUCGAAGUGAAGUCCCUAACCUUGUUUUUUAAGACCAAUGUGAUAUAAAGACAUUUGAAGUUGAAAAAAUGUUUUAAUAUUGGAUCAUUUUAGGACAAAAUUGUUACAGCCUUUUUAAUAAAUGAUCUCUUGAUAUGA
This is a messenger RNA of Oncorhynchus keta (chum salmon), 5074 nucleotides long. Its product is annotated as vang-like protein 2. The record is from RefSeq and is a predicted model, not a curated record. Gene Ontology annotation, cellular component: plasma membrane. Gene Ontology annotation, biological process: Wnt signaling pathway, planar cell polarity pathway; establishment of planar polarity; multicellular organism development. NCBI's taxonomy places the organism in Eukaryota, Metazoa, Chordata, Actinopteri, Salmoniformes, Salmonidae.